Molecule: messenger RNA, 5063 nt
Organism: Caenorhabditis auriculariae
Lineage: Eukaryota; Metazoa; Nematoda; Chromadorea; Rhabditida; Rhabditidae
Source: the annotation of a GenBank genome assembly
AUGAAUCAGCCUACUUUUUGUGCACAGUGCUUCCAAAGAGUCUACGCGGCGGAAGAAGUUCAGCGUUUUGGUCUUCAUUUCCACCGACGUUGUUUUCGAUGCUGUAUUAUUUAUUUUUGGAAAGGAUUUUCUCAAAUUUUUAUAGCAAACCAAAGCUGCGGACGACCUCUUGAUAGUAGAAACAGUUGCGAACACAGCAAAAAAGUAGGAUGAAUACGAACUCCUAAGAAAUUUUCCAUUUCCAGCCCUAUUGCGUUAACUGCUACGGAUCGAAGUUCGGAGUCCAUGGAGUGCGUGGUUCGACGGCCAACUCGAUGCCGGCUACAGUUGUCCCUUUGGUCUAGUUAAUUUCAUUACCUUCAUUUCUAGGACAUAACAUUUUAUUUCGUUUUUAAAUUUUGAGAAGAACAGUGAUCUCAAGUUUUUUUUGCUAGGGUUCUCACUGAUAAUGUGAAUUAUAUUUAGUUCACCUAACUCCUUUGUUAUGAUUAUGAUUUCCCGCAGCAACAGCCUGUGCCAUAUCUCCAGUUGAUAGAAAUAUUUCAAAAAAUUUCCCAUUUUGAUUUUUAGAGAUUUUCCAACAAAAUCACAAUGACGUCUUGUUUUUUGUUCCAACCCAGCAAUGAAUCAAAUCUUCACAUUCACCAAUUCUAAUCUUCAAUAGGUCUUCAGGCCGCCUAUGGAGACAACUCGAAAAGCGUCUUUACUAAUUCAAUUUCAUAUGGACCUCAGCGAGCAGCCAUCCAAAAAGUCCAGGUAGUUGUUUCCUAAGCUUUUCUUUAUUUCCGUUCAUUUAUUCAGAUACGUCCUGUGGAAGCUCGAAAAGAAGAAAAGGAAGUUAUCAACGACUUGCAACUUUGUGAGUUUUUUUUUCAUAAGUUUAUUUUCAAGUUUUUCAGUUUACAAACCCAGCCAAAAAGUGAAUACAGAAGCCAAUAUUGAGCCUCCAAAGUGCUCACCGCCAGAAAUCCCACAAGAACUUUCUAAUGUAAGUUUUUUUCGUUCAAAUCAAGAAAAAUUUUUUUCAAAAGCCUUUAAUACGAUUUUGAAAAAAAGAAAAAGCCCAGAAGUACAAGCUAUUGCAUGACGAAAAAAAUCCGCAAGAUGACAGUUAAAAAAAUAUUUUUGUUUCUAACCUGAUUUAAACUUCGAACAACUGUGAAGUUAGUUUUAAAGCACUCAAAAAAAUAAAUAUAACGACUGGACUGCGCUCUGAGAAUUCUGUGCAAAAACUUUUUAAAUUUUUUAAUAUUAAGACUUUUUUUCGGAAGUCGUUUCAUAAAAAAAUUUGUCUAAUUUAACACUUUCAUAGCAAGAAAAAAACUACAGAAACGUCGGAACCUCUCCUUUUUUUUUACAAUGUCUUGUGAUCUUCAUGAAGACUCCCUUAAAUAUUGCCUGACAGUAAAUGCAGUUUCCCUUUACACUCUGGAACUUUCUGAAAAACUAUUCUAAAACUUUCCGAUGCUCAAAUUUCUGGAUAGUUCGCAAAAGGUGUGCCACAAAAAAAUUCAGAGAAAAAUUAUCGAAAAAUUUCAGACUAGAGAACUAAUCGGGCGCGGGGACGCUUAUCCAGUUAUAAUUUUGGUGGCUUAUAGGCCUGGGUUGACGUUUUUGGAAACAAGCAAUAUCAUAUGCAAAGUCCCAUAGACUUCCAGAGAUAAUAUCCUCGAAAAAAUUAAAGAAGAGCCCUGUACGCGCCUACACCUUGUUUUUUUUUUUUUUACCAAAGUGGCCUGUAGAUUGAGGGCUAGUCUCAUGAGCGACUUUUCGAAUAAGUUCGACUCCUGUCGAGUGUAAACUUUUUUCUGAAUUUACCUUAACGACAAGUUUUUUUGUAAAAGUACAAAAUUCGAAAAGAUUUAAGUUUUAUCAAGGACUUUUUUUUACUUAUUUGAAACUUUUCGGAGGACUAAUUGAAUAAAGAAAAAUAAAGAAAAAAGUAGCGUCAUUUUCAUGUUUUUUAAAAAACUUUUUCAAAGAUUUAAAGAAAAGUGCAAAAAAGAUCUGCAAUCAGCGCAAAUGGAGCCAUAUCAAAAAAUCAAUCAUAAGACUGGUUCUCAAGCCAUUGUGCCAGGUUAUCUCGGUGGAUUGCCCAUGUCUAUAAUACAUCAAAAUUAUCACUUUUCACGCUACACUGAGCCCGAUUAGCUACCUAAUGAGCGUAUUUUCUCACUUCAAAGUUGUUUUUCUUUUAUUGAUUCUUCUUUCAAUGCAUCAGGCCCCAUUGCGGCUGCUCUUAUCUGGACAACUUGUUUUUGAAGAAAAUUUCUGCGGGAGUUUUCGUACUGGCUCUCCUUCCAUGGGAAAAAUUCUGAAUUUCGUGCGUUUUCCGUUGGCCCGGCUGCAGAGAAAGCGAUGUCGUCUGCAAAAGGCGCGACGCGGCUCGCGUCCUUUUGUUGCGACGUAUCGACGCUCCAUUGAACCGACUCGUCGUCUGCACUCUCUCACCAACUUAUCUUUCAUGGUUUUCUCCCUUUCAUACGACCUUUAUUUUAUUAAAGCUCCCACUAACAAUUUUUCUAUUAUUUCUUCAUAAUUUGAUAUAUUUAUGUUUCAACAUUGCUGCUAAUUAGGUUUUUUCUGAAAUAUCGCAUCAUAAUUAUUUUUGAGGAUCUUUUUGGCAAUUGGAUUUUUUUAUCCGAGUAUUAUAUUCAGUGUGGUUGAAAUCAUCGAAGAAUUCCUUCAGAAUUUUCUAAACUUAUUCUUAUUGCACGUAAAGAGCUCUACCAAAUCGAGUAAAGAGUAUAAAUGAAAAAUGUCUUUUUAAAACUUUUUAACUUCAAUAAUCAAUAACUUCUUCACUUUUCAAUUUAUUCAUAAUAAGUUUUUUGUUCUUAUUUGUUACACUUUCUGCCCUUUUUUUCUACGUUCACUGAAAGCCUUCAACUUUGGGAACAAUAUGAUUUUUUUUGAACUCCUAUCGACUUUCUCUCUUUAUUAAUAGUUGCAGGCUAGAUAGUUAGAAAUAGCGUACACAGACACUGUAAGUUUGCUUUUACAAUUGGAAAUAUAUUAUUAAAGGCUUAAAAUCUUUUAUUAAGUGGAACUGGAUUUACUCAGACAUCUGUGGGAUAGUUUUUCGCUUUCGAGAGAUUUUCUUCUUGAACUUUUAUUUUCAAAAUAGAGUUCGACACAUUGAAAAAAAUUAGAAGGUUUUUUUCAAAUUUUGGUUUGAUUCGUGCAUUUUACGAAUUUUAUAUGCGCGCCAAAGGUAUACUGUAUGAGACGCGGCGCUCUCGCAGCCAAAUAUUAUAAAGUGCAGUAGCAUAAUUCCUUGAGAGCUACCUAGAAACUGUGCGCCAAUCGCCUAAUGGGCAAGCUCAAUCUGUCUCACUUUGUGGAAAAUCAAAACUUCUGUGCAGAAAUAUAAAUGUUACGGUUAUUUUCACUAAAUUUUUUUUUUCCUUUUUUACUUCAUUUUUUAUAUCUAUUCUACUAUAGCUUUAAAAAUAUGCUCUGUGGUGAACCGUUUUUUUUUUUUGAAUAUUUUUGUCGGGACUGUAUGAAGGAACUGAAAAAGGCCACACUUAAAAACGACAUAUAAUAGGCUCCUAUUAACAUUUUUUUUCAAAUGGAGCCAUUUCUUCUCCUUUUCAUAAAAGUGACAGAUAUGUUCAAUCUAGAUACAAGAAGGUUUUCAUAUUUUCCGAAUUCAUAUUUUUUCCUGUUUCGAUUUAAUCGAUCUUCUACUGGUAACGUCCAUUCACAGUUCAAUACUAGUUUUGAAACUUGAACUACGGUUGGACACUCUGAAAAAUUGUAAGAGACUUUAAAAAAAAAAAGAAAUCGCGCCUUUUUCUUACAGUAUAUCCUCAAACCGAUACAAAUUUUCUUUUUUCCCACACCCGGCUUGUUUGUUUUAGGGCGCAGACUCCGAAAGGCGUGCCAUCUUUUUUUUGGUUACCGUGUUUGUUACAGUAUCUAUUCAAGCUGAUUCAAUUUAUCUUUGUUGCAAUCAAUUUUCUUACUCGUUUAAGAGGACAAUUUCUAAAAAAAGGCCCACCUACCGGCUUUUUGCCGACGCGUUCAAAGGAGCGGGGCAUUUCAUUCCUCUUUCUUCGGACCUACCAGAAUUUCAAUACGGCUCGUGGCUGCGUUUUUCUUUUCAAAUUUCUUAUUGACUUGUCGCAAUUUCAGCAGACUUAUAUUCUUUUUUUUUGGAAGUCUGAGUGAAACAAAAAAAUAUAACCACUAUCCUAUAAGCGCUGAAACUAGAAAUAAUUGUUUGCUUUAAAUUUUGAAAAGAAAAUAAUUUCGUGAUAAAAAUUCUCUAAAUUUUAUCUGAAUUUCUCGAAAUUUCACAAUGAUUUCAUUAACCGUUCAUCUGAUUUUAGGCCGUCAGAGUGUGUUUGAGCGAGCUCAUAGAAAAUCCCAAAAAAGAACAGUAGAAAGACUCCCAAUGAGAGAAAAUUUUGAAAACAACUCGUUGCCAUCGGCAACGCAUCAAAAUGGACAUUUUGGAAGAAAAAUAAAUAUGUAGGCUAUUUGCUUCUCUGCUCAUAGGUAUAAAAAAGGUUUGCAAAAAAAGGUUCUUGUAAUUUUUUUUUAUGAAAAAAAGGAAUAGACUUGAAUUUUUCCGUUCCGCAAAAAAAUUAAUUACCAUUUCAAUCUUAUCUCGUCAACCGGAUAACAUUUUUUUCACUAAAACAUACGUUUUUCUCAUUUACAGAUUGCUCGAUCCUUGAAAAAUUUUGAAAUCAAUCGCUCGGAAGCAGUCAUCUGCAACAGAUGCCACAGAUGCUACGAUACUGUUUAUUUUGCCGAGAAAGUUGUAGUCGGUGGUCUGGUGAGACGCACAGGAUUCGAACAAAAGAGAAAAAUUAAAAAUAUUCUAGAUGUGGCAUAAACGAUGCUUUAGAUGUUCACUUUGUGAGAAAGGACUUGAUCAAGGCUCCGUCUGUGAAACAAAGGGGGCUGUAUUCUGUAAAGGUACUUGCAAUACUCCUAGAUCAUCAAUUUUCUUUCCACGUGAAAAAAGAAAACAUUCCAAAUUUUUAGGUUGCUACGCAAAGCAAAAUGGUCCAAAAGGAUAUGGAAGGAUUGCAGUUGCCGGACCUUAG